Acanthosepion pharaonis is the source of this 591-nucleotide messenger RNA. Lineage: Eukaryota; Metazoa; Mollusca; Cephalopoda; Sepiida; Sepiidae. The record is from the annotation of a GenBank genome assembly.
AUGACAAUAGUGAAGCUCGUCAUCAUUUAUUUAUUCUCUCUCUCUCUCUCUCUUACUCUCUCUCUCUCUAUCUCUCUUACCUUCAGUAUCAUGAUAUUUCUGUCUCGAUUUUUCUUUCCUUCUUUUUUAUUAUCUCAUUUUUUUCUCUUCCUAUCAUUUCCUCCAUCUUCGCACCAUCUAUUUCCCUCUCGCUAUAUAUUUCUUCCUCUCAACCUCUCUCUCGCUCUCUCAAUAUCUCUUUCUCUCUCUCUCUCUCUCUCUCUCUCUCUCUCUCUCUCUCAAUAUCUCUUUCUCAAAAUCUCUUUGAGUUUCAUUAUCACUAUCUUUAUCUUUCUCAGAAACGUUUUCUCUCUCUUUGCCACUGUUUAUUUCUCUCUCUAUCUCCCACUCUCAUUAUCUUUUUUCACUUAUCUUCUUUCUCUUACUAUCUAUUCUUCUAUCGUUCGCUCUUUUCUUUCUCACUUUCUUGAUAUCUCUAGCUUUCUUUCUUUCUCCAUAUAUCUUUCUCUUCUUUUCUUGUUGCCUUUAUCUUCCGCUCUUUCACUUUCACUUCCCCUUCUUUCUCUCUCACUAUAUCUGACACUUUUCUAA